GCGGUGAGGACGGCGGGCUCGCGAGAGAAGGCGGCGGCGCGCAGCCCCCCUGGAGGAGUUGUUUUUGUUUUUCAAUCCCCUGAGGAUGUUUGCAAAAGCAACAAAGAACUUUGUGAGAGAGGUUGACUAUGGAGGAGACCUGAUCCCGGUAUCUAGCCUGAAUAACUUGGAUAAAUUGCAGUUCCUGAGCUUAGUGACAAAGAAGAAGAAGACCUGGUGCUGGCAGAAGCCAAAGUACCAUCUCUUGUCAGUCUCGCUGAAUGAUGUGCUUGCGAAAGGCGAACCCAUAAAACCAGUCGUGGUGGAAUCUGAUUUUGUGAAGUAUGAGGGAAAGUUUGAAAACCAUGUCGGGGGAAGCAUUGAAACUUCGUUUGGGAAGAUUAAUCUCGGAGCUGGAGGAAGAGGUGUUGUAGAAAGCCAGUCAUCUUUUGGAAAUCUAAAAAAGCAAGAAGCUGACUUGCAGAAGCUUAUGAAAGAUGUCAAGGGAAGGACAAUCAAUCUACACCACGUAUUGUUGCAGCAAAUGCUUGAAAGAAAGCAUGAAGUUCUUUGUAUCCUGACUGAAAGAAUAGUCACAACUCAGAAAUGUUUAAUAUCUGAACAUAUUCAAACUGAGGAGAAAAUGGCUAGCAUGGUGGGAAUCCAUACAAAAAUUAUAAAGGUAUCAGUGAGUGAAGAUGGGAAUGUGAUAAAGGAUUCGAAUGUCAUCCUAGAGAUUCCUGCUCCUACGGCUAUUGCUUAUGGUGUAAUAGAACUGUAUAUAAAGCGUGACGGUCAAUUUGAAUUCUGCCUGCUUCAUGAGCAAGAAGGCGGCUUUGAAAGGGAGAGCACGGAGAGCUCGUCUUACUGCUCUUUAGGCUUCCGAGAUGCUCUCUUCCCCCAUAUUCUGGAUGCUGUGGAUAACGAGAAGCCACCUGGCCCUGACCGCCCCAGGGAUGUUCCAUUAAGUAUCCCCAGCGAUGCUCCAUUAAGCAUUUUGAGCAAAGAUGUCCUACAAUACAAGACCCAAUUCCAGCCAUUUGUGAGGCUAUCAGAUGGAAAGCGGGAAGCAUUAUACAAAACGCUCUGUGAAUUUCUGCUUCAUGAAGAAAUUGUGGUUCAGCUGGAGGAUGUGCUGGACAAUAUAUGUUCCGAAGACAAUCCAGAACUCCGAGUAAUGAAGGAUUUAAAGCCACCAGAGGAGCACAGCAUGGAGGAGUUCUUACAUCUUUUAGGAGUCCAUUUACAGAACAAGCAGUUGAUACAGAAGGAUCCAAUUCAUAAUAAGGAUCUCCUCUUAGCUGCUCAUAUCCUCCUCAGUGCUGUGGCAGAACUGUCAGAUUAUGCCCUUGUCCUGCUGCGUGCCUGCUGUGAUCUCCAGGUCGUCCCUACUCUGUGUUGCUUGCCUAAUGUGACCUCAACGGAUGGCAAGUUGACACUGGCAGAUCCGAUGCUUGCUCCGCUUGCUGACACAGGAAGAUUUUGGAUAGCACAAAGGCUAUUUGCUUUAUCAAACAUUAACCUUGAAAUGACAGAAUCUUCCAUAAGGGCUGUAACCAUGAAGAAGCCCAGAUUGUUUCCUAUCAUUCUCUACAUAGCAUUGUAUGGACUUUGGGUCUUAGGCUGUAAAACAGCUCAAGUUUGAAGUAACGGCUUGGAUGGUUUAAUAGCCGAAACAGCCACAUUAUUUAAUAUCUGUCUUUGUGACAAGUGUUGAAUCUGGCUGAUUAGCUGCAGUGAAACUGGAACAUCAGCAAAGAGGCUGUGUCAUUGAAGCAUGGCAGUAGUUGAAACUGACUGUAUUAAUGAACAAAUCUAAAAAAGCCAUGGAAGGAUACUUCCAUCAGCAAUAUUAACACACUGUCCUCAAACAUUACUGGUGCCAGUGAGCCAAAACCAUUUAGUCUCUCUAUUGGAAGCCCUCAUUUCGCUUGCUGUUAACUAGUGUUUGUACUAGCUAGAGCAGCCUUCCCCAGCCUGGUGCUCUUCAGCUGUGUGCUCUUCAGCUCUUCCCCAAGUUCCCUUGCUUUUUAUCAGCGCCUUGCUGGUUCAAAUUACUUGUUGAGACGUCCUUUUG
This is a messenger RNA of Elgaria multicarinata webbii, 2056 nucleotides long. RefSeq names its product gasdermin E (gene GSDME). Bases 86 to 1624 code for a protein of 512 amino acids. The transcript is spliced from 10 exons. Gene Ontology annotation, biological process: programmed cell death. Lineage: Eukaryota; Metazoa; Chordata; Lepidosauria; Squamata; Anguidae. The record is from RefSeq and is a predicted model, not a curated record. Gene Ontology annotation, cellular component: cytoplasm.